AUGGUACAAAAUAUAAUUGUUUUUUUGUUUGUGGGUAAAGAAGAACAAAGCAGAGGAGUGAUGAUAUCAGGUGGAGGAAGAUCAUGUUCAACAUCGUCAUGGGUACCAACAACGUCGGUGUCGGCAUCGGGAAAGAGGAUUCAGAGGGAAAUGGUUGAACUCAACAAUGACCCUCCUCCUGAUUGCUCUGCUGGCCCCAAGGGUGAUAAUCUCUAUCAUUGGAUUGCCACUAUUAUUGGUACCCCAGGAACACCAUACCAAGGUGGCAUAUUUUUCCUUGACAUAAUAUUUCCAAGUGAUUAUCCCUUCAAGCCUCCAGAGGUUGUAGAUUUAUACAAGAAGAAAAGUGUAUAA
Messenger RNA from Gastrolobium bilobum, 354 nucleotides. Its product is annotated as constitutive photomorphogenesis protein 10-like. Lineage: Eukaryota; Viridiplantae; Streptophyta; Magnoliopsida; Fabales; Fabaceae. The transcript has 3 exons. The record is from RefSeq and is a predicted model, not a curated record. Bases 1 to 354 code for a protein of 117 amino acids.